Messenger RNA from Helicoverpa zea (corn earworm), 333 nucleotides. It is a transcript of the gene Ai-b, whose product is annotated as ATPase inhibitor A, mitochondrial-like. Gene Ontology annotation, biological process: negative regulation of ATP-dependent activity. Gene Ontology annotation, cellular component: mitochondrion. The transcript has a single exon. The record is from RefSeq and is a predicted model, not a curated record. Lineage: Eukaryota; Metazoa; Arthropoda; Insecta; Lepidoptera; Noctuidae. Gene Ontology annotation, molecular function: ATPase inhibitor activity. The coding region runs from base 1 to 333 and encodes 110 amino acids.
AUGUUGAUGCUGAACGGAGCGUGCCGAAAGCAGUCUAUGCUACUAAUGAGGAAACUGUCUCCUAGGUAUGGGUCCAGGUAUGCGGACACCCAACACUAUGCGGAAGGUCCCACCGAUUAUACGAUCCCUGCUGGGAUUCCCGGCUCAGGGGUAGGCAAGGGUGGCGGUGCUGGUGGAGCCGUCAGAGAGUCUGGCGGAGGACUGGGCAGGUAUGGUGCAGCCCAGGAAGAAGGAUACUUCCACCAACAACAGAGGGAACAAAUCGAGAAACUCAAGGACAAGUUGAGGCGAGGCGAAGAGAUCGGCUUCUCGCAGAAACCGAAGGAGGAAUAG